This is a messenger RNA of Alnus glutinosa, 855 nucleotides long. RefSeq lists its product as uncharacterized. The record is from RefSeq and is a predicted model, not a curated record. The transcript has 2 exons. Lineage: Eukaryota; Viridiplantae; Streptophyta; Magnoliopsida; Fagales; Betulaceae. Gene Ontology annotation, molecular function: fatty acyl-CoA hydrolase activity. The coding region runs from base 1 to 297 and encodes 98 amino acids.
AUGCAAGGCCUCCGUGUCGAUCGCAUCGAACCUGGCCAUCUCACUUGCUCCUUUAAAGUCCCUACUCGUUUAUUGAACACCGGUGAUUUCUUCCAUGGUGGAGUAACGGCAACGCUGGUGGAUUUAGUGGGGUCAGCUGUGAUUUACACUUUUGGACCUCCAGCAACCGCAGUGUCUGUGGAGAUCAAUGUUUCAUACUUGGAUGCUGCUUAUGCUGAUAUUAGUUUUUACGCUACUCUUUGUUUUGUUGUCCUUAAAGUUUUUGGUUUUGUUUUUAGUCAUUGUGGCAUAAAUUAAAAUGUGUCUCUAUCAGAAUAACUGGUCGAGUCUAAGAACGGAGAGGGAAACUGAUAUUGUUCUAUGCUUUACCAGUACUGCGUGCAUUGUGGCAAUACUGGUAUUAGUAUUCUUGUUUUUUCAGUUUAAUUUGCACCUUUGCCUAGGCAUAAUUGCUUUCUUAGCAAAAAUUGCAUUUUGGAUGGUUCUUAUUGUCUUGUUGCAAGAUCAAUGUGGAUAAUUUUCCAUAAGAAAUCCUGUGAAAUGGUCAUGAGAGUGACUUGUAGCAGGAUAUGGCAUCCACCUUGAAGUUAGAGACCACUUGCCUAGUUUGAUUUUUAGCACUUAAAAUGGGCUUGAAGGAGAUAAUGGACAGACCUAAUUUGGUGGACAGUGAUUACCUUGAAUUGGAAACAUGGUUUAAGGAGCAUGGCAGAUUCUCUUGAAAACAUGCAAACCUCAAAGACAGAUUCCAGGAAAUGUAAGGAAUCAAAGGUUUGUAUGUGUAUGCUCAUCAAUAAAUUAUAAGGCUUGUAAUUUGGCUAAGUGGGAAGUGAUCAUGUGGCAUUAAAAGCUUGA